Molecule: messenger RNA, 2753 nt
Organism: Bufo gargarizans (Asiatic toad)
Lineage: Eukaryota; Metazoa; Chordata; Amphibia; Anura; Bufonidae
Product: cortexin-3-like
Exons: 2
Coding region: 146-391 (81 amino acids)
Source: RefSeq, a predicted model, not a curated record
UGGCAGCUGAAGAGCACAAGCGGGGGGGACACGCUCAGCGCUGCAUGUGAAGCCCCCGGAGAUCGGACCAGAGGGAGCGCACAGGGAUGGGCAUACUCAAGUUCCUCAUCAACAGGUUUGGUGACGGAGGACACUGGAUGUCACAAUGCUACUAACAAUGGACGGUGAGAUUCUGAGCACCACAAUGUCAACGUCAGGAGCCGCCCUCCCGGUGUCUUCUCUGACCUUAGAACAAAAAGCUGCCUUCGUGCUCGUGUUCCUGCUGUUCAUCUUCCUGGGGCUCCUCAUCAUACGUUGCUUUAGGAUCCUCCUUGAUCCUUACCGCAGCAUGCCCUCGUCCACAUGGACAGAUUACAUGGAAAAGGACACCUUCGACUACCGCUGGGCCUGAGGGGGGUCUUCUUGACCCAGUCAUGGGAUGGAAAGAACACCUUCAACUACUGAUGGGCCUGACAAUGGCCUUCUUGUACCAGUCAUGGGAUGGGGGGGGGGAAAUGAUGGUGUCACAACAUUCACUGGUGGCCUUUGGGAAAUCAGCUUAGGGGUGGGGUGGGACGUGGGGUUUGUGUUAUUUUUUUAAUUCUUCAAGCCGAAUUGUGUGGGAUGUUUACAUCGACUGUGAAGCUUUGUCACCGAUGCUAAGCUCUGACCAAGGUGGCACAAAGCUGACAUAGAUUUGCCAAUACAAAAAAAAGAAUUUCAAGCCUCAUUACCGCACACUAUGUGCAAGCCUAAGCAGGAACGUUUCGUGACCGUUGCCGCUAUCUUCUGUGUUUUUUGUGUCGAUAUUGUAGUUGAGCAUUGGAAUGUCAAAAACAGAAAAACUUUACCCAUUUUUUUUUUCUUGACGUAAGGCUAGCAACGUUUUUUACUUUGCUGUGACUCCUCGAUUAUAUGGUUUUGAAACCCCACAAUACCUCAGCCAAUAAUGUCAGUUUUUCAAAAAUUUGGGGAAAGAAUAACAAAGAAAUCACCCAAAAAUAUCGGAAAAAAAAGUCAGAAAAUGGGACAAUUCAGAGAGAAGACGUUGGACAAGAAACCUGUCGAGAAGUCCUUCUUUUUAAUGUUUACAAUGCUCGGAGCCUGUGAAUCCGCUGCAGGAUUUUAUAUAUUUUUUUUUUUGUGAAGCCGUUUUACUACAAGGUGCGUUGCAACGCUUAACCAAAACGUCACCGCAUCUCGGGACAAGCCAAAAGCCUGGACACCGCAUGGAGAAAGCUUUGCCAAAACAUUCCAAAGGGGUCACUUUUGGACCUUCUGUAAAACCUGGCGCCUUUUACAAAAAAAAAAAAGCACACGUUUUUGAAAUCCAAGUUUCCCUCUUUUUGGGUAGCUGGAUAUUUUUUCCACAUUUGUUUUUUACAUUUUUUGGUUCCUAAAAACGGGAGAAUUUUAUCUUUCGAUGGUUCCGUAGACAGUGUAUAUGUUAAGAUGACCUUUCAGCUCUUCUGACAGGUCUCUUUUAGAACCUUCUCGUAAUAUAACAAUUUUUUAGAAACUUUCCUUUGGAACAUUAUGCCGUGCUGUCCCUCUCUUACUCCUCCGGGAAAUAUAUGAAGAAUUGACAAAAGAGGUGCAAAAUAAAAAAAAACAGACACAUUAAGCAAGCCGACACUUCUGAUAGAGAUCUAUAAGUUGGACCAGUCACUGCCAGGAAUGAUCUCCUCUCUUUUCGUGCCAAAGACGCAGGUUUGUCGAGGUGGAGGGAAAAAAAAAAAAAUGCGGUUUCCAUGGAAACUGGGCAUCCUGAUUCGUUAGUGUUCUACCUUGCUAAAAUAGAUGAAGACAAGUCCUUGGGGGGCGGCAGGCUGCAGGUUAGGAUGUAUUACUAUAGUUGUCGAGGUAUAAAAAUACCUGCUCCCAAAUUGUUCAUGUGCUCCAGCAUUUUUGGUGUGCGCAAUGUGGAAACAAUAAAAAUGGAGAUGUUUACUCAGUGUCCUUCUUGGGGAGAAUUUAGUUUGCAAAAAUCAUGGUACUAAAUGGUGCCCACUGUCUGUUUUGGGCCUUCAUUUUGACACAAAUGCCUAGUUUUCAAUCAUUACUACAUGGAAACUGUCAAAAAGCAGCUGUUGAUGGAUCUGACACAUUUACGGAGCGUUCACAGGCCGAUGUCCUAGUCUUACGUUGAUCAGAGGAGUUAGAUGUAACAAAUCAUCUGCUAUCCAUGUGUAAAGGAAAGUGGCUGACCUAACAUUCACAGUAUUAAAAAACAGUCCUACCGAGAUCCGUCAACAGCAGCUAAGCCUGCUUGUUGAUAGUUUCCAUUUAUUUUUACGUAACAGUAAAAAUUUGCUUAAAAAAAUAAAAAUCGAAUGAAUAUAGAUUAAAUUUUCUAAAUUUCACUUUUAACAAUGUGGAUUUUCCCUUUACAUAGAUGACAGAACAUCACCCGAUAUAGCAGGGUGCUGGAGUCUCGUUCAGACUGUCAUCCUGGUGACAUCAAGUGACACUUUAUAUAGUCUCCAUGGCAACGGCUGCUGUAAACGCAUCUCGACAAGAAUGAGAAAUCCGCAGCCUCUGUAGAUCAUUAAGACUCUGCUCCCCCCAAAUCCUGCAUCUUAUUAUUAACACGGACUGGCCAUACAUGUGUGAGGAUGAUGCCCUUUACCCUAAAGGUGCUCAUAUACCUGUCACUCUGCCAACAGCCAUCGCUUUUGACUUCACCAUAUGCAGACACACAAGGCUCAUUGUUCCGUUUAUGCGAAUUAGUUCUCCGGUGCAGUCAGGGUGGGCGUGAGUCACUCGGUGUACCA